This is a messenger RNA of Mastomys coucha (southern multimammate mouse), 5231 nucleotides long. It is a transcript of the gene Dnajc1, whose product is annotated as DnaJ heat shock protein family (Hsp40) member C1. The transcript has 12 exons. The record is from RefSeq and is a predicted model, not a curated record. NCBI's taxonomy places the organism in Eukaryota, Metazoa, Chordata, Mammalia, Rodentia, Muridae. Gene Ontology annotation, cellular component: endomembrane system. The coding region runs from base 320 to 1981 and encodes 553 amino acids.
AGGCCUGGGAUAGGCUGAGGCCUGGGGAAACCUCUCCCACACGGCAGCUUGGGUGCUGGCGCCGGCUCUCCAGCUGUUCCUAGGCCGGGGCGAGGGUCCGGAAAGGGAGAGCGGGCUGCGACUGAUCUCAGCUCCCCGGCCGCCUUGUCCGCAUCUGCUGGUGCUUCGGUCGAGCAGGCAGCCUGGCUGGCGGCUUCCGGGCGGUUGCCCGCGCUCCGGACCGACAGGCGCCGUCCGCCCUGCCCGCGCCACCCGCCACGUCCCCGCUCUCUGCGGGCGCACAGCGUGGCUGCCGACCGACCUCUCUGAGGCCAACGCGAUGUGGGCUCCCGGCUUCGGAUCCGUGCGACUCCCGCAGCGCCGGCGCUCCGGGCCGGUGUCGUCCUCCGUGCGGCCGCCGUGGCUGCUGCUGCUGCUGCUGCUGUUUGUGCUGGCAGUUGUUCGGCCGGUGCGCGCCUGGGAGAGCGGAGACCUGGAGUUGUUCGACUUGGUGGAGGAGGUGCAGUUGAACUUCUACGAGUUCCUCGGGGUGCAGCAGGAUGCUUCAUCUGCAGACAUCAGAAAAGCAUAUCGUAAGCUUUCACUAACCUUACAUCCAGACAAGAAUAAAGAUGAAAAUGCAGAAACUCAAUUUAGACAAUUGGUGGCCAUUUAUGAAGUUUUAAAGGAUGAGGAAAGAAGGCAGAGGUAUGAUGAUAUUCUGAUCAAUGGACUUCCAGACUGGCGACAGCCUGUAUUCUACUACAGGCGAGUGAGAAAAAUGAGCAAUGCUGAGCUGGCGGUGCUCUUGUUCAUUAUUCUCACAGUGGGUCACUAUGCCGUGGUUUGGUCCAUCUACCUGGAAAAGCAACUGGAUGAACUGCUUGGUAGAAAAAAGAGAGAAAAGAAGAAGAAGACAGGAAGCAAGAGUGUGGACGCAGCAAAACUUGGUGCUUCUGAGAAGAACGAAAGAUUGCUUAUAAAACCACAAUGGCAUGAUUUGCUUCCAUGCAAACUGGGAAUUUGGUUUUGCCUUACACUAAAAGCAUUGCCUCAUCUAAUCCAGGAUGCUGGGCAGUUUUAUGCAAAAUACAAGGAAACAAAAUUGAAGGAAAAAGAAGACGCACUGGCUAGAGUUGAAAUUGAAACACUUCAAAAACAGAAGAAAGUUAAAGUUAAAAAACCAAAACCAGAAUUUCCUGUGUAUAUGCCUUUAGAAAAUGCAUAUAUUCAGUCUUAUGAUCAUGGAACGUCUAUUGAAGAAAUUGAGGAGCAAAUGGAUGACUGGCUGGAAAACAGGAACAGAACACAGAAAAAACAGGUACCUGAAUGGACAGAAGAGGACCUCAGUCAACUGACAAGAAGUAUGGCUAAGUUCCCAGGAGGGACUCCAGGUCGAUGGGACAAGAUUGCGCAUGAGUUGGGUCGAUCUGUGACAGAUGUGACAACCAAAGCCAAGGAACUGAAGGACUCAGUCACCAAUUCCCCAGGAAUGAUCAGGCUCUCUGAACUUAAGUCAAAUGUUCAGAAUUCCAGGCCAAUCAAGAUAGCCACAGCUUUACCAGAUGACAUCAUCACGCAGCGGGAGGACUCAGCAGGAGCCAUGGAGGAUGAGGCGCAAGAGACUGCUGAGGGUGAGCAGGAGACCACAGAAGCCCGACCCCGGAGGCGGAAGUCAGCCAGGGUGGCUGAGGCAGUAACCAGAGUGGAGCCAGAGGAGAAGCUGAGAGGAAGGAGGCAAAAAGACUUUAAUAUAUCAGAACAAAAUGAUUCCAGUGAUGAAGAGAAACAGAAAAAAGAAAGAACUCGUGCUGCAGAAGAGGCAUGGACUCAGAGUCAGCAGAAACUUCUGGAAUUGGCAUUACAGCAAUACCCAAAAGGAGCCUCUGACCGCUGGGACAAAAUAGCCAAAUGUGUCCCAUCUAAGAGUAAGGAAGACUGCAUUGCUAGAUACAAGCUGCUGGUUGAACUGGUCCAAAAGAAAAAGCAAGCUAAGAGCUGAAUCUGCUGGAAGGUGACGGUGACUGUCACUUUCCCAAAGGGCACGCUAGAAAGCUCAUGCAGGAACCUGCAUUUUGUACCUCAGGACUUCUAAACGCCAUGUGCCUUAGGAAAAAAAGAAUCAAUUAUAGAUGCUAUAAGGUGCUGUCUCCAGGCUUUCCUUGUGUUUCCAGGGGAGGGUGUGAUGUCAAAAACAUGAGGACUUCUGUUAGCCAGCCAAAGAGGGAAAAACAGGUGUCCUCCGACCUCUGCAUUCAUACUGUGGUACAUCACACACAUCCGCAGCCCUCCCCCCGCGCACACACACACACACACACUAUACAUGUAUCUUAAAAUUUUUUAAAUAAUUUCUUGCUUUUGUUUGAAACUCGGAAAGGUUUUGGGGUUUGUUUUUUGGUUUUGUUCUGUUUUGGUGUGAGUGUUCUGCCUUCGUAUAUGUCUGUGUACCAGGAGAGGACAUGGGACCCCCUAGACCUCUUGUUAUGUAUGGCUGUAAAGUUACCAUGUAUGUAGAUGUGCAGAUAACAGUUUGGCACAGUCUAGCCCCUUGUUUGAAACUUUAGAAGGAAACAUCAAACUGCUGCCACGCAGGAGAUGCACCCCACUGGCUGCAGUGUGCUGUGUGUGCUCAUGCCCAGUUCUACACAAUGACACCUGAGCACCCAGGAUGUUACUGUUAGCCAGGAAGGCCUCUCAGGCUGAUGAGCUGCUGCCAGAACUCAAUGUCUACCCCUUCGCCUAAGGUCUCAAAGACAAACCAACAACUCCAAAGUUCAUAUAGGGUAACCAGUUUAGAUAGGGUUACUUACAGUGGAUGAGGGCUUAUGGGUAGGAGCAGAAGUACCCUUAAAGCAGCCAUAUUGGAAGGUCUGCACCCAGCAGGGAUCGAGUCUCCCCAAGGCUGCACUGAGGGAGCCAGCCCCCCUAAUCCUUCCCUACCUACUCUAACACUUUCCAGAGACCCACAAAGCUCAUGCCAUUAGAACAGAAUUGCAUACAGCUGGAGGGUGGGGGUGCCUGGACACUCACAUAGCACCUCCAUGACUCCCUCCUUUCCAAGAUGAGUCUAAGUCUGGCAAGCAGGCCUGAAAGUGGUGGCAGUUUGACCUGUUAUCAUGGGCAAAAGCCACACAUGAAGUCCCUAGGAAAGCCAAUGGUCGACAUCCUCUCAUUGAAGACACAGACAGCUCCCAUAACUGGCACAGUCCUGGCAAAGAUGCACUCUGGCCUCGGCCUCCAACUCCCAGCUCAGGGCUGUUUCUGCCUUCAGCCACCGUGCGUGUUGUUAAAGAGUGGUCCUGUUCUGUAAGUGCGUGUGCACUGUUGUGAGGGACUGUCAGACGAGGACUCCCACUUACUACUGGGCACUUCUUUUUCAGCUGGUUCUCCAUUUCCUGGACCACAUCAAACUGUUCACAUCACUGUACACCCAAGUACUGCACCCAUAGCAUUUUCUCAGACUGACUACCUCUAAUCCUGAAAAUAAGUAUGAGUCCUCUUUUGAUCACAUUCUUUUAUGGGAAUAGAAGUAAAUACCCCACAUUCUGGGUUGGGACUGUAUCAACUGGUAGAGUACUUCCCCGAAUUCAUGAAGCCCUGAGAGUCUUUCCCAAGCACCCUAUACUUGGGUGUGGUGCUGCAUGACUGUCCUCCCAGAACUCAAACCGUAGGAGGAUCAGGUUGUCUUUGGCUACAGAGUGAGUUCCAGGCCAGCCAUGCUGUGUGGUAGUCUCAGUGAGAUGUCUCCGGUAAGUCUCUAGCAUUUGAAUACUUACGUGUCUUUGUUCCAAAAGCCAUUUCAAAGUCAGCUUUGUUUCCUGCUUGUGGCUCCAGUAGGCCACUAGUCCCACGACCUGCUACUGCCACCUCCAUCCAGCUACCAUGGACUCAUACUCUGGAACCACAGGCCCCAGAUAAACCCUUUCUUUUAUAAGUGGCUUUGGUCAUAGCCUUUAAUACAGAAGUGCGGGAGAGCGAACAAGCUGGUGUGUUCAGACUUGCCACUGGUUGGUACUGAGCAGGGCCACUGGGGGUCAGUAUCCCUAAGAAACCCAAGCUUGCUUUUCUACACCAGAACAUGUCCACUUUCUCCCCUGAAUUCUUCACAUCAGCCCAGUCCCCAGUCCUACCGUGGCUCCUAUUUCUUUGCUACCUCUUGUCCCUCUGUACUGUUGCAUCUUCUUCGUUCUGUUCUGUGAUCAUGCUGUGUGGUACUGGUGCAGUGAGCUAAGCAAUACACAACCUGGUGACACCAGGAUGACUAGAUCUCCUGGUCCUUCCCCAACAGCCAAGAACUAUGGGCCAAGUAUUUAAAUGCUAGAUACUUAUGGGAGACAUCUGACUGAGACCACCAUGGCUGGUCUGGAACUCACUCUAGCUAAAGACGACCUGAUCCUCCUAUGGUUUUAGUUCUGGGAGGACAGCCAUGCAGCACCACACCCAGAUUUUCACCCGUCCUGGAGCCUGGGAAGGAUAAGGGCAGAUGCGGGGCCCUGAAGAACAGGAUAGCUGGUUUGCUGUAGUGGGGAGGGUCUCAACCCCAACAGAUCUCAGGUUCCACACUGGCUCCAUCCAGGGAAAACCACCCCAGACAGCACUACAAAAGCCGUGCACAGCUAUUACCUGCCUAAUGCUUAUGUAAUGCUCACGUGGCCUUACGUGACUAAACCAUUGCCUCCCUAAUGUGUGAAGCAGGGAAAACAGAGCCUGGCUAUGUCAAGCACAGUGGCAGCAACCAAGGAAGUAAAAGCAGUCCAUGCUUGCCGGGAGUAACCAUGUUUCACCAAGUAGUUCUGAGGAAAUUAGAAGAGUCAGGUUGUGGGGCAGAGCCCAGAAAACCUCUUGCAGGCCACCUCAUGCUAUUCCAAGUUUGCAGCACAAAGAAGGCCGGUGAGAAAUAACUGGAUAGCAAAUGUCCUGGGUCCCUAGAUCUAGAAAACGGCAUGUCUGUCUGUUGGCCUCUGCCUCUCUUCCCUCACUGCUGUCCCCAUCAGCCAGCCCUGGGGCCCACUCUUUGCCUCUUGCCCUGUGCAGCUGCUGACAGCAGUUUAGCUGCACACAUAUUCAAAGCUCUUCCUGCUCUCCCACCAGACUCAAUGCUAUACAGGUCCACCACCCUCCGCUCCCCCCAUCAUCCCCUUGCAUUGCCAGACAGGUUGUUGACAUGGUGGAACAAUAUAAAAUUCAGCUCCUAAAAUCUAAACUCUUUCAUAUGUGCCACUUUAAUAAAGUAAUAAAAGUAGGUCAAAAAU